AUGGAGGAUAAAAAGUCAAAGGGGAAGGGUCCCCACUCCGCCGUUUUGCUUAUCACCGACAUAUAUCGCACCUCGGCUAAGAAGUUCGCCGACUUCUACAGGAGACGAGUUAUACAUUGGAACAUCAAGGCAAAAACAAAUAUACAAAAACACAUCUCCGUUCUUUCUACUUUCUACUUCAUCAUCCUCUCCGAUAAAACAAUCCAAUCUAUGGACAAAAAGGUCAAGUGGAGCUGGACCUCCGCGCUUAUCGGAGCGGCAUCAGCGGUGGCAGCCAUGGCGGUGCUCUCAGCGAAGCCCAAGGACCCCACCUUCCACCUUAUCUCCAUCAACUUCACAUCUUUCAAGCUCAACCUUCCAACCAUCCUCGAUGCAGAACUAGUCCUCACCGUCCAUGUCACCAACCCCAACAUCGCACCCAUUCACUACUCCUCCACCGCCAUGUCCAUAUUCUACAAGGGAUCCCUCCUCGGCUCCGCCGCUGUAGCUGCCGGCUCCCAGCCCCCACGCUCCUGCCAGCUCCUCCGCCUCCCUGCGCGCCUCCGCGGCCUGGAGCUCGCCCAGCACGCCAAGUGCUUCGUCGCUGACGUGGCCAGGCGCGAGAUGGUGCUUGACGCCGCCGUGGAUAUCAGCGGCACCGCCAGGGUGCUUUGGUGGGACCACAAUUUUAAGGUGCACGUUGACAGCCACGUUACUGUCGAUCCUGUGUUCCUUGAUGUCAUUGAUCAGGAAAAUACUUCGGAACUUGAACUUUUUGCCGCUUAAUUAGUGAAACUGAAUAAUGAACCAGUAAUCAGUGAUGGAAUUUGGGAAUGUACUCUAAACAAUGGAGAGGAAAAUGGUUAUUUUUGGGAAUUGGUGAUAAUCAAAGCUUUCAAUCGUUUUAUUUUUUCUUCCAUUUUAGUUUUUUUUUUAAUUCACU
Arachis stenosperma is the source of this 922-nucleotide messenger RNA. RefSeq lists its product as uncharacterized. The record is from RefSeq and is a predicted model, not a curated record. The transcript is spliced from 3 exons. Lineage: Eukaryota; Viridiplantae; Streptophyta; Magnoliopsida; Fabales; Fabaceae. Bases 1 to 765 code for a protein of 254 amino acids. Gene Ontology annotation, cellular component: plasma membrane. Gene Ontology annotation, biological process: response to desiccation.